AAGUUCAAACUCACGCGCUCUCCACUUCCUCUCUUCAACUUGCUUCUUUGUCUUCUCUCUCUCUCCUCCUUCGCACUCACAAAUCUACAGAAGAAGAAGAUAGACUCAUAAUCUUUUGGAUUUGGAUUUAGAUCUGAUCUUAAAGCAGGUUAAAGUAUCAUUCAUGGAUCGUUAUUCGAGGAGGAAUUUAGAGGAUCUUGUUGUGCCUAACUAUCAAGAGACAUCAGAUUCAUACCCUUCUCCUGAUAUGUGGGGUACUGGAUGGAGCAUGAACUCCUCAGAAGCUGCUGAGAAAUGUUUUGAUUAUGAUGUCAUUCACAAUGGUUUCAGUGGAGGAUUAUACAGUCAGAUGCAGAUGGAGAUGGGAACUAGUGAACAAGUAGAAGAAGAAACUAAGAGGUUAAAGGCUAGUGGUUGUUUUGACCGUUCGCUUCAUGAUUUUGAUGAAAUCCAACAGAUGGAUGACAUGUUCUUAAGUUCCAUUUUAGAGGAUGUUCCAGGGAAUGAGAAUUUUCUUUCUUUCAAGGAGUCGGAUAAUAACAACAACAGCACCGGUUCUUCCUCUGCAACUGAUGGCAGGGAAGUCCCUAUGUUCCAUUACGACUGGGAAACUUGUCAAGACAUGCCACUUAUGGAGGAUGACGCACCUAUGAAUCUGUGUGAGGAGAACAUGGAGGAGGCAUCUGCUGAAGAAGUGGUGUUGCAGGAUCUACAAAGGGCUACAGAAAUGUUGACUGAUGAUGCCCGCAAAUGCUUCCGCGAUACCUUUUACCGGCUUGCAAAGAGCUCACAACAAAAGUCAGACUCCAACUCAGACGAGUUCCUUGAGGAUAGAACCAGUAGGGAAACUGAAUUGGAAACCAACUCAAUCGACAGAGCCGUCGCCAAUCUCACAUUCAACAAGAUGGAAUCCAACAUGAGAAAUAUGCCUCCACCAAAGAGACUUUCUUCUGUUCAAGGAUAAGAGAGUUUCGAAAACAAUCCUCAGCAUCUUUGCUUUAGUUUUGAUCUGUUUCGUUAGAGUCUGACUCUGCUUCUGGAUUUCAAUUUCUUAUGCCAUGUGUUACUAUUUGCUUAGUGAAACCUGUGAAAGUACAUUACCCCAUGUAGAAUCUGUUGUUACAAUGUAUCAAAAGAGAUUCUGUAUAGCUUUUGUUAAUUUAUGAUAUAAGAGGAGACACAGAAACAUAUCUAAGUGGGAAACAACCUUGGGAAACAGCAAAGCAGAGGAAUUAGUCUUAUACCAGCAAACAUAAACAUCAAAUACCAAA
Molecule: messenger RNA, 1271 nt
Organism: Arabidopsis arenosa
Lineage: Eukaryota; Viridiplantae; Streptophyta; Magnoliopsida; Brassicales; Brassicaceae
Source: the annotation of a GenBank genome assembly